Molecule: messenger RNA, 549 nt
Organism: Cynara cardunculus var. scolymus (artichoke)
Lineage: Eukaryota; Viridiplantae; Streptophyta; Magnoliopsida; Asterales; Asteraceae
Exons: 3
Coding region: 1-549 (182 amino acids)
Source: RefSeq, a predicted model, not a curated record
AUGGCUACUUUGGUCCUCUUCCUUGGUUUCACUCUCUUCCUUCAAGGAGCUUUUGGUGAGAUUGUAUGCAAGGAAUUGCCGGUGGGAGUGUGCUCUUUCUCGAUCGAGUCAUCUGGGAAGCGAUGCGUGUUGGAGAAGUACUACGAGUCGAACGAUGGUGCCAUCGGAUUCCAAUGUAAGACAUCGGAGGUGGUUGUGAAAGGCAUGUGGGAGAUGAUUGAGAGCGAUGAGUGCACGAAUGCUUGUGGAGUUGAUAGGAACUCAGUUGGGAUAUCUUCCGAUUCCCUUCUGGACCCUAAGUUGACGGCCAUGAUCUGCUCCACGGAAUGCUACCAAAACUGCCCCAACAUCAUUGACCUUUACUACAACUUGGCCUUGGGUGAAGGAGUUUACUUGCCAGAAUUAUGCAACGUACAAAGGACAAUGCCAAGGAGACGUGCAAUGUCACAACUUCUAAGUUCUGGAUCAGCUUCUUCCCCUACGAAUGGUCCAAUCACCAGUGAAUCAUCAGUAAAAGUUUACACCAUUGCUGAACCCCCAUGUAAUUAG